Messenger RNA from Lentinula edodes (shiitake mushroom), 1497 nucleotides. Its product is annotated as Peroxin/Dysferlin domain-containing protein. Gene Ontology annotation, biological process: peroxisome organization. Gene Ontology annotation, cellular component: peroxisomal membrane. The transcript has 3 exons. Bases 32 to 1417 code for a protein of 461 amino acids. The record is from RefSeq and is a predicted model, not a curated record. NCBI's taxonomy places the organism in Eukaryota, Fungi, Basidiomycota, Agaricomycetes, Agaricales, Omphalotaceae.
GUCAUGAUUAUCUAAUCUGCUCCAAGGCAAAAUGCCUUCAUCGACAACGACGAGUCUUCAUGAGUUUACCAGCACUGUGCCAUUUCCAUUGACUGCUGUACUUGUCCAACUAGCUCCAUACUUUGCCUUGGUCAAGAAUGCCUUUGAGAUCUUAACCUGGUCGCGCUCGACGUCAUACGACGCUUGGCUGGCUCUCGCUUCAUGGUGGGCUGUAUGUCUUUUGUCGAACGCUACUCUACGAUAUUUUCUUCCAAUUGCAGUUGUUAUUUCACUCACAGUGAUCACUGCUUCAGCAAACGCACGGUCAUCUGCUCCUCCGGUUACAGAGACCAAUCUUCAGGCAACUAUUGCAGAUCUGACAACUAUCCAAUCUCUUUUACCUGACGCCAAAUUUUUCCCCAAAUCCCGCCCUGCAUUCUCUACCCUUCUCCGAGUUUCUGCAAUCUUGUAUCCUCCGUAUCUGCUCCUCACAUAUUACGUCCCUCUGCGGAUUCUCAUCGCAGUCACUGGCACCGUGGGCAUAACGUGGAACUCCCCAUGUGCUUUUGUCCUUCGGAACACCCUUCUCAAGAGCGCCUGGGUCAGAUGGUGCACAUUAUACGUUUGGUCUAAAGUAACUGGCCAGCCACUUCCUCUACGCAGUUUGUCUUACCAGACGCUUGCUACCUUAAAUUCAGUGGAACCAGGACUAUCGCUUCGAUUCUUGUUUACUAUAUAUGAAAACCAGCGAUGGUGGAUGGGUUUGGACUUUUCCCCUGCGUUACUUCCUGGUGAGAGACCCUCCUGGUGUUCUGUUUCUUUGCAGCCAGUGUCUCCGCCCAAUGCCUUUGUGCUUCCCGAGCCAACUUCAGUCUAUCUGCGUGACAGUAAUGGGAAGCGAGUCAAGCGGACCGCGACAUGGAAAUGGGAAGAACCUGAGUGGAGAGUCCUUGUAAGGAAAGAAGACGGUGUGGUCUCUCGCGUCGAGAAGCCUGUACCAGCACCAAAGGAAGAAAAUUCGAGCCUUAUAAUGAAGGCUGCAGGGAAAAUGAAGGACGUCAACUCACUCCAAAGUCCUGUAAACGGAGAAGGCGAUCGUCCAUCGUCUGAGAAGGAUGAAGAUGAAUCAGAAGAUGAGGAUAUCCCUACUGAUGUUGACGGAUGGGUUUAUGGCGACAACAAGUGGGAAGCUAGAAGCAGUAAAGGUGGAAUGGGCAAGUACACAAGAUAUCGACGUUGGACAAGGGUCGCUGUGGUAAAUGAAGUUGUCGAAAUAGUAGAGGACGGAGAAACUGGAGUAGAGGGAGGUCGCACCACUGUCACAAUGGUCAAUGCCAGCCCGAUUUCCAGUCCAUACCGUCAAACGGAGGCUAAUUCGGAGACAGAAAGUCCUCUUCGACAAAGAUUAAAAUCUGCCCUUUCGAAAGGAGUCUCAUAGAUAGUUGUGAAUUUUCGUCACGGUGUACAAGUCAUGUAUUGUAUCACUCAGCAUAGUUAAUCUCAUUAGUCAUCCGUCCA